AUGGAUCAACUACUGGCCAAGGCCGGAAAUCAAGUUGUCACAUUUGCCAUCCGUUCUGGUAUCACUAUUGCUUCAGGUUAUGCCAUAAAAACUAUCGGGAAAUAUGUUGACAAGAUCCCAGCUAAGGAUCGUAAGUCUGUUGAGUUUCUGAAGAGAAAACUGCAAUUAAGAAUUGAAAUUGUCACUGGCGCCAUCGAUCUAAUCAAAUUGGUCGCAGCUAGAGGGAACUCGAACUUACAAAGCACACUUGAACUGACCUCAGAUCUAACCAACGAUAUUUAUGAGUUCGAUGACUUUCUGGCAGAACUAACUGAUAAACUUGAAAAGGGAAAAAGUUCGGAAUCUUUGAAAGAAGUUCAAGACUACAUGAAGUUUUUACUCACCAAAAUUGAAGAAGCAAUACCUCUGAUUAAUUUAGCCCUAACAACCUCAGGAGCUAAUCUUACCGGCGGACUUCCUUCAACUGUGUCACCAGGCAGGCUAUUGCAGGCUUCCAAUUAUGUGACACUUGCAGAUUCGAAGUUUACGGAUAGCGAACAACAAGUUGGUCCCUCUUUCGAUCUGACUUUAUUCCAAAUAUUCUCUGGAUCUUCGAAUGUCUCUUGGAAAGAGGAGAUGGCUCGUUGUAUUGUCAAAGUUGUGAGAGUUCCUUCCAAAAGUCAGGAGUAUUCAUACAAGUUGAUAAUUACUGAGAGUUUUGACGAUGACCGAUACCAUGAAUCUUCAGAACCCAAUGUAAAGGAGCUUGAUGUGGCUCACGUUAUUAGACUUUUCUUUAGUGCGUCCUCUAAGCUGCUCAGAUUGGAAGACCGCAAUUGUCCAGUUCUUAUUCUCAAAACUAAAAAGGGAUCGGAGAAAGAGGAAGCAAUAGAAUGGACAGCAUUCAGCGAGUAUUCCAAAGCGCCCGGUUCUGAUUCUGAAGAUGAGGAAGAGGAUUUUUCAGAAGAAGAUAAUGAUAGGGUUACCAGAAAAGUAAACGCAGCUAGAAACCUAUUGUAUGCUAAUAAUACUCCAGCAGUUGGAAAGGAACCCCCCAAAUUGUCCGAAAGCAUUGAGAAUGCAAACACAUCCCUCAGUCUGUUGGAGUACAUUCUUCGUUUGUGCGCCUUACAGGGUAAUGAUCAACAAUCCAUACUAAAGGUAACAGAUGAGAGACUUGCAAUCUACCUUGCAGAUGAAAGUUCGGAAUCUCAAGAAAAAAGAUCCAAACGGGAGGGCAGUGGUAGUAAGGACUGGAGGAAAUCAAUUACUCCCCCACCAGCAGAAAUUACCUCAAAAUUAGAUAAUUUGACUUUAAAUGAAACAGGGUUGGAAAAGUAA
Molecule: messenger RNA, 1320 nt
Organism: Komagataella phaffii GS115
Lineage: Eukaryota; Fungi; Ascomycota; Pichiomycetes; Pichiales; Pichiaceae
Exons: 2
Coding region: 1-1320 (439 amino acids)
Cellular component (GO): nucleus; cytoplasm
Molecular function (GO): GTPase regulator activity
Source: RefSeq, a predicted model, not a curated record